Molecule: messenger RNA, 1413 nt
Organism: Diospyros lotus (date-plum)
Lineage: Eukaryota; Viridiplantae; Streptophyta; Magnoliopsida; Ericales; Ebenaceae
Product: ubiquitin carboxyl-terminal hydrolase 2
Exons: 6
Coding region: 176-1174 (332 amino acids)
Biological process (GO): protein deubiquitination; ubiquitin-dependent protein catabolic process
Cellular component (GO): cytoplasm
Molecular function (GO): cysteine-type deubiquitinase activity
Source: RefSeq, a predicted model, not a curated record
AGUUAGAACUUGCAGGAAUCACCAAAAACACCGUCCACGAGCACUUCUCCACUCGGAUUGACUGGAACCAGAGAAGCCAACAGCGCCGCCGUCCGUCCACCGCUACUGGUGUCGCCGUCAUCGUCGUAUUUGAAUCUAGUACCGCCACCGUAGAGCUUGAGCAUUACUCGCCAUUAUGUCUUGGUGCACGAUCGAGUCCGAUCCUGGUGUUUUUACAGAACUAAUACAACAGAUGCAAGUAAAAGGCGUGCAGGUUGAGGAGUUGUAUUCUCUGGACCUCGAUUCUCUGGACAAUCUAAGGCCGGUAUAUGGAUUGAUAUUCCUUUUUAAAUGGCGUCCUGGGGAAAAAGAUGACCGUCUUGUAAUUAAAGAUCCAGUUCCAAAUUUGUUUUUCGCUAGCCAGGUUAUAAACAAUGCAUGUGCAACCCAAGCCAUCCUGUCUAUUCUGAUGAACUGUCCCGAUAUUGAAAUUGGCCCAGAAUUGUCUGCAUUGAAAGAUUUUACCAAGAACUUUCCGCCUGAGCUUAAAGGUUUGGCUAUCAAUAACAGUGAAGCCAUUCGUGCAGCCCAUAAUAGUUUUGCGAGACCUGAGCCAUUUGUACCCGAGGAGCAGAAGGCCGCUGGAAAAGACGACGAUGUUUACCAUUUCAUAAGCUAUAUACCCGCUAAUGGUGUACUGUAUGAACUCGAUGGGUUGAAGGAGGGACCCAUCAGCCUUGGCCAGUGUGGGCAAGGUGACACGGAUUGGCUGCGGAUGGUCCAACCUGUGAUUCAAGAGCGCAUCGAGAGGUACUCCAAAAGCGAGAUUAGAUUCAACCUCAUGGCUAUUAUAAAGAACCGGAAAGAAAUGUACACGGCUGAACUGAAAGAACUUCAGCGGAAGAGGGAACGCGUCUUGCAGCAGCUGGCGGCCUUACAGUCAGAGAGACUAUUGGAGAGCAGCAACGCGGAAGCACUUAACAAGCAACUUGCAGAGGUGAAUGCUGGGAUUGAGGGUGCUACUGAGAAAAUCCUAAUGGAAGAGGAGAAGUUCAAGAAGUGGAAAACAGAGAACAUCCGGAGAAAACACAACUACAUACCUUUUUUGUUCAACUUCCUCAAGAUUCUUGCUGAAAAGAAGCAGUUGAGACCGCUUAUCGAGAAGGCGAAGCAGAAGACAACCAACCCUAGGUAAAUGUAACUCUGACUGCCUUAAGUUAGCUGAAACCUCCAUUAGAAUUUUCUCUGCUGUUUUGGAGUCCUGCAACCUUCAGUUGAUCACUGUACUUUCUAUCAAAACUUCUUUUUCUUAAGUUAUGUUGUUGGUUAAAAAAGAGUUGUUGAAGUGGCUAAUGCUUUCAAUUCUGACCAUAGAAAUUCAAAGUAUGGAGUAAUUUUAGGGUAAAAUUUAGCCAACUCUGGCUUGGUACUUAA